AUGACGACUGCAGCCACAGAAACAGCACACAUCCCCGUCAUCGACCUCUCAGCUCCGGGGAAGUCCGAACAAGACAUCGCAAAGGAGCUAUGCGAGGCGGCUAUCGAGCACGGGUUUAUAUAUAUUCGGAGCUCCGGGGUGGAUGUUUCUUUGGAGGCUGUGGACAGGGCGUUCCAACUUUCCAAGGAACUCUUUGGCAAGACGUCUGCGGAGGAGAAGGAAAGGUGUAAGAUUUUGAAGAAUAAUAGGGGAUGGAGCGGGAUUCGGAGCGAGACGCUGGAUCCGAAGAAUCAAAAGGUUCCUUCUAGGGCAUUCAACUUUGGCGAGUUCAUAAACGGCAAGGCACAGCAAGUCCUUCCAGACACAAUCUCACCACACGAAGACGAAAUCCACAACUUCUUCCAAAGCUGCGACGCCCUCGCGAGAAGAAUUCUAUAUCUCCUAGGCAUAGGCCUUGAGGUCAACCCACCCGACUUCUUCGCCUCAGCCCACCUCAGAGAAAAAGGUCACUCAGGCACAACCCUCCGCUUCCUGCACUACCCGUCCCUCCAAGGCCUCGACAUCUCCGCCGACGACUCCAUCCGCGCAGGAGCCCACUCCGACUACGGAAGCCUCACACUCCUCUUCCGCCUCCCCAAACAAGCAGGUCUCCAAAUCCUCCCCCACUCCUCUUCCCCCUGGCUCCCUGUACCCGUCCAACCACACGGCACACUCUCCGACCCGUCACCCCCGAUUCUCGUCAACAUCGGCGACUUACUUUCCUACUGGACCGACGGGCUCCUACGCAGCACGAUGCACCGCGUGGCUCUACCCUAUUCUUCUUCGAAAGAGGAAAAGAAUCCAGUGGGUGUUCCGGAGGGUGAGGGGUUUGAGGGGGAUAGGUACUCUAUUGCGUUUUUCUGUCAUCCAGUAGGCACGGCAAGGUUGGAAAGGGUGCCGAGUGAGGUUGUGAGACGGAGGAGGAGGGAGGUUGAAGUAGGGGAUGGCGAUGGCGAAGGGGAGGAAGGGGAGAGGAGGGUAGUUACUGCUGAUGAGCAUUUGCAGAUGAGGUUGCGGGCGAGCUAUUUGGACCUGUAUAAGGAUUAG
Molecule: messenger RNA, 1086 nt
Organism: Scedosporium apiospermum
Lineage: Eukaryota; Fungi; Ascomycota; Sordariomycetes; Microascales; Microascaceae
Exons: 5
Coding region: 1-1086 (361 amino acids)
Source: RefSeq, a predicted model, not a curated record